AUGAUCGAAAAAGACAUGGCAUUGAAGAAUGGACUCGGCGCACUUCAUCUAGAGUCGGAUCUAAGCAAAGGCAUUAUAGCAUGGAAUAGCCAAAACGACACACACAAUCCCAGGAACUUCUCCCCCGCAAAGAAGUGGACCACGAUGGUCUUACUCAGUGGCAUGAUAACACUCAGCUUCCUUACUUCUACUAUUGUCUCGCCGGCAGCAUCUCGCAUCACAUCUGAGUUCCACGUUGAGUCCCCAAUUCUUUCCUCUCUGAUAACAACUAUAUAUGUACUCGCCUACAUGUUUGGCCCCCUUAUUUUAUCUCCUCUCAGCGAGCUAUACGGCCGUCGUCUAAUACUUAACUCCGCCAACGCUAUCUUCACCCUGUCCCAUAUCGGCUGUGCUCUAGCGCCAAACGCUGGAACAUUCCUUGCAUUCCGCAUAAUAUCUGGCCUUGGAGGAUCAGUAAGCCUGUCCGUUGGGGGAGGAAUAGUUCCGGACCUUUUCGAUGUGCAUGAGCGCGGUGUGCCUAAUGCAUUAGUCACGACGGGGUCAUUGUUUGGACCUGUAUUAGGGCCCCUUUUUGGAGGACUAAUCACACAAGGAGCCGGUUGGAGAUGGAUCUUCUGGGUCCUUCUCAUCGCUUGCGCAGUUGUCUCAAUUGCCAUGGCAGCUUUCGCACCAGAAACUAAUGCAUUGGUGAUAAUCCGCCACAAGACAUUAAACCUACGAAAGGAAACCGGCAGACAAGACCUUCAGAGCGCUUACGACUCUGAAAAGAGCUCCGCCAGUCUCAACAAUCCUUGGCUCCUGCUGGCUCGUGCAAUUUCCCGCCCUUGGAAAAUGCUCUUCCGUUCCCCUCUCUUAGUAAUACUCUGUAUUAUGGUAGGCCUCAUCUCAGGUCUGCUCUAUACCCUCCUUACCACUACCUCUACAUUCUUUCAAGAAUUUUAUGGGUGGUCUCUAGAGACCGCCGGCCUUGCGUAUAUGGGCCUCGGCCUUGGCAGCCUGAUCGGUCUGAUUGUGUUUGCGAAAACUUCCGACCUCCUCACUCCCGAGAUGCGCAUAGUGACGGCGUUCCUACCAGCGUUGUUUAUACCGGUGAGCUUUUUCUGGUACGGCUGGUCUACACAAGCCCAGACCCAUUGGAUUGUUCCUUUGAUCGGUCUAGUACCCUUUGGCUUCGCCCAGGUGGGAAUCAAUGCGACCGCCCAGGCUUAUUUGAUGGAUGCGUCUGGGCCCUUCGCGGCAUCUUCAGUUGCCUGCGUCACAUCUGUGCGGUGUCUUUUUGGUGCGUUCCUGCCACUGGCUGGGCCUAGUCUUUAUGAUCAUCUCGGCUUGGGAUGGGGGAACUCAUUGUUAGGUUUCAUUAGCCUGGUAAUGCCUGUCACGACGAUAUCUAUUUAUCGGUUUGGUCAGAAACUCAGGGAAAGGUAUCCUUUACAUACUGAAUAA
This is a messenger RNA of Aspergillus caelatus, 1443 nucleotides long. Its product is annotated as major facilitator superfamily domain-containing protein. The record is from RefSeq and is a predicted model, not a curated record. Gene Ontology annotation, molecular function: transmembrane transporter activity. Gene Ontology annotation, biological process: transmembrane transport. NCBI's taxonomy places the organism in Eukaryota, Fungi, Ascomycota, Eurotiomycetes, Eurotiales, Aspergillaceae. The coding region runs from base 1 to 1443 and encodes 480 amino acids. Gene Ontology annotation, cellular component: membrane. The transcript is spliced from 5 exons.